CAACAAAGUUUCUCUCCUGCCUUGGAGAUGGGCUCUGGAAUGCUAUAAAACCACCUGCUGCAAGCUAGAUUUUUUAUUCUUAUCCUUCAGACUCUGAGCUCAUCAGUGCCAGAUUGAAGACAUUUUGCAAGAUGCGCGAGUGCAUUUCUAUCCACGUAGGACAAGCUGGUGUCCAAAUUGGUAACGCCUGCUGGGAGCUGUAUUGUCUGGAGCAUGGCAUUCAGCCAGAUGGGCAAAUGCCCAGUGACAAAACUAUUGGUGGUGGGGACGACUCCUUUAAUACUUUCUUCAGUGAAACUGGAGCUGGGAAGCAUGUGCCUCGGGCUGUCUUUGUGGAUCUGGAGCCCACUGUGAUUGAUGAGGUUCGGACUGGAACAUACCGACAGCUUUUCCAUCCAGAGCAGCUGAUCACCGGAAAGGAAGAUGCUGCCAAUAAUUAUGCCCGUGGACACUACACAAUUGGCAAAGAGAUCAUUGAUCUGGUGUUGGACAGGAUCCGGAAGCUGGCUGAUCAGUGCACCGGACUCCAGGGAUUCCUCAUUUUCCACAGCUUUGGGGGAGGUACUGGCUCAGGGUUCACUUCUCUGCUGAUGGAACGACUCUCUGUUGACUAUGGCAAGAAAUCCAAACUGGAAUUCUCCAUUUACCCAGCUCCACAGAUCUCUACAGCAGUGGUGGAGCCCUACAACUCCAUCCUCACCACUCACACCACCCUUGAGCACUCAGACUGUGCUUUCAUGGUGGACAAUGAAGCCAUCUAUGAUAUCUGCCGCAGGAACCUGGACAUAGAGCGUCCAACUUACACAAACCUGAACAGGCUGAUUGGCCAGAUCGUGUCCUCUAUCACAGCCUCCUUGCGUUUUGAUGGUGCCCUUAAUGUAGACCUGACGGAGUUUCAAACCAACCUUGUGCCAUACCCUCGCAUUCAUUUCCCUCUGGCCACUUAUGCCCCAGUCAUCUCUGCAGAGAAGGCUUACCAUGAGCAGCUUUCUGUGGCUGAAAUUACAAAUGCUUGCUUUGAACCUGCUAACCAGAUGGUGAAAUGUGAUCCCCGUCAUGGCAAAUACAUGGCCUGCUGCCUUUUAUAUCGAGGUGAUGUGGUGCCCAAAGAUGUCAAUGCUGCAAUUUCCACCAUUAAAACAAAGAGAACAAUCCAGUUUGUGGACUGGUGCCCCACAGGCUUCAAAGUGGGCAUCAAUUACCAGCCCCCCACUGUGGUUCCUGGUGGAGACCUAGCCAAGGUACAACGAGCAGUAUGCAUGUUAAGCAACACCACAGCCAUUGCAGAGGCCUGGGCCCGGCUGGAUCAUAAGUUUGAUCUGAUGUAUGCCAAGAGGGCCUUUGUCCAUUGGUAUGUAGGAGAAGGCAUGGAAGAAGGCGAGUUCUCUGAGGCACGAGAAGACACGGCUGCCCUAGAGAAGGAUUACGAAGAGGUGGGAACAGAUAGUAUUGAUGGAGAAGGAGAAGAAGAGGAAGGGGAUGAAUAUUAGCAGAGCUGUCUGAUAUGUGGGAAAUUAAAGUAUCAAUUACUUUAGAAUUUGGUGAGUCACUUCCCAAAAUAAAAUAUUAAUUAUAUCACAGAA
Anolis sagrei ordinatus is the source of this 1583-nucleotide messenger RNA. RefSeq names its product tubulin alpha-1D chain-like. The record is from RefSeq and is a predicted model, not a curated record. Gene Ontology annotation, biological process: microtubule cytoskeleton organization; mitotic cell cycle. Gene Ontology annotation, molecular function: GTP binding; structural constituent of cytoskeleton. NCBI's taxonomy places the organism in Eukaryota, Metazoa, Chordata, Lepidosauria, Squamata, Anolidae. Gene Ontology annotation, cellular component: cytoplasm; microtubule.